CGCUCGAGUCGAGGCAGACAUCUUUCAAUGCAAGAAUUUUCCUUGCAUAAAUUAUGUUCAUGACGUAGUGCAAAAGGGCACUUUUAGGGCAAAAUUGUCCAAUUUUACAGCUCAAAAAGGGACUCAGUGAGCCACCUAGGGGGAUUUUCGGUCAUUUUGAGUGUCGCGGGGAGGGCGUCGUCUUUGCAUUUAGUGGGGAGAAGCCCGUCGUUGCAGCCCUGCUUAUCAAUGCAAAUGCCUCUCUUUUGUGUGCAGUUACAGCGCCUGUCUGGGAGCUGAGGUGAAUUUAUAAUGAUGCGUGACUGAAACAAGCGGCGACAAGGAGCCCCUUUGAACGCGGCGGAGUGCGGAAGAACAGGCGGCUUUUGCGGACGCCCAGGAGAACUGCAGCGGUUCAUCUCGCCAUGAGCUCCAAUAAUCCUCCUUCCAAAGAUGCCCCUCUGACUGUCAAUGAGCAGCCAUUCUCUGUCUGAAAGCAGGCGUCUUUUUUCUGCCAUUAAAACCCUCCACUUUGAAAUUCCCUGCCAGAACAACCAGGUGAUUGUCAUGUCUGGCCAUGAGACCAUACGGGUGCUAGAGGUGGAGGUCGACGGAUCUCAGUCGUCGUCUGCAUCGGAUGGGAAGAGCGAGGGCAAAGCUGAUGAGGGCAGUUCUGCGGCUGGAGAGCAACCCGCGGCCAGGAGUGCCCCCAAAAGCGUCACUGUGUCCACGAGUGCAAGAGAAGCAGCGAUGGGCGACCAGCAGGUGGUGUCAGUCGGUUCUCCUGCUGUUCAAUCGCUGACUCCUGCCGUCCCGAUCAGCGUCUCACUGCCUCAGCCUCAAGCCGCCAUGCCUAUCACCGUACAGGGCUGUCCGCAGGUGCUGACGCAGGAAAGUCUGGCUACUCUUAUGACCGGGAUGAUGGCUCAGACGGGGUCACUGGGGCAGCCUCUGCUUAUUCCUCUCAACAUGUCUGGCUCCAUUGGCGGUCAGGGUGGCUUAGCGGUUCUGACUCUCCCCACCACCAACGUUGCCACCCUACCCGGUUUAGCAGCCACAAACGCAGCUGGAAACCUCAUCAAGCUACCCUUUACUGGCCUUCAAGCUGCAACCGUCCUGAACUCCAUUCAGCCCCAGCUGCAGACCAGCGCGCAGACGGUCUUUCAGCCUCAGACGGCCUCCAUACAACCAGUGCAGACUGCUGUGCAGCAGGUGACACCUCAGCCAGCGCAGGUGACCAAUGCUCAGGUCGCAGCUGUCCAGCCGAGCUCUGCUGCCUCCACGGUGUCGCCCAACAUUUCUGUCGCAGCUCUUCAGACUGCAGGACUGUCCAUUAACCCCGCCAUUAUCAGUGCUGCCUCUUUAGGAGCGCAGCCACAGUUCCUCACUUCCCUCACCUCCACACCCAUCCUCAACAGUGCCAUUUCCAGCAUGGCUGGCAUCACCAGCCAGCUCAUCACAAACGCCCAGGGACAGGUCAUUGGGACCCUCCCCUUGUUGGUGAACCCAGGUUCUUUAGCAGGAGGAGCCACGACCUCCACCCUCCCCCUCCAGGGUCUCCAAGUCCAGGCUGUAACUCCACAGCUGCUCCUCAACACCCAAGGCCAGAUCAUUGCUACUGUAGGGAACGGACCUGCUGCUGUUGCAACCUCUGCUGCAGUGUUGACUAAAGCUGCUGCUCCUCCAGCUCCUAACAAGCCAAGCACGCAGGCUUCAGUGACAGCUGCCACUCAGUCGCCUGUGGUCAUUGCUCCGCAGCCGUCUAUGUUGAAGACCGCCGCCACACACCCCUCCAUGGCCCCCAUCAACUGUGGAGAACUGGCUAAAGUGGGCCAGCUAGUCAGCAAACCGCAGCAGACGGCGAGCAGCGAGGAGGGCAUCAAUCUGGAGGAGAUCAGAGAGUUUGCCAAAAAUUUCAAGAUCCGCCGGCUGUCCCUGGGACUCACGCAGACGCAAGUGGGGCAGGCCCUGACUGCGACUGAGGGGCCGGCCUACAGCCAGUCUGCCAUUUGUAGGUUUGAGAAGCUGGAUAUCACCCCUAAAAGUGCUCAGAAGCUGAAGCCGGUUUUGGAGAAAUGGCUCGCCGAAGCGGAACACUGGAAUCAGAAAGGCCAGCAGAAUCUGAUGGAGUUUGUCGGCGGCGAACCCUCAAAAAAACGCAAACGCCGCACCAGCUUCACGCCGCAGGCAAUCGAAGUUCUGAACUCGUACUUUGAGAAGAAUGCCCUGCCCACGGGGCAGGAGAUUACGGAGAUUGCAAGAGAGCUGAACUACGACAGGGAGGUGGUGCGAGUGUGGUUCUGCAACCGGCGACAGACGCUGAAAAACACCAGCAAGAUCAACGUCUUCCAGGUUUAGGAGCUGUUUUUUUGGAGAGCUCAUUGGUUUUCCCUCUCGGGGGUUUCUCUGUGUAAGGAAGCAGCAUAGAUGCAGAUUGUGCUCUGAAUUUGAAGAAAAAUGGUCCGAGAAAAUGAAGGACAUCAUGCGUGUCAUGAAAGAGCCCUAAAGAAGAAUUUCUACUGAUGUUUUAGGGCCGCACAUGGAAGACACCGGGUCAAACUAGACGGUCCCGUCAUGUCAUGCAGUAUUUAGAACUUUUUCUACAAGUGGUUUUAUAAGCUAACUCUGACUUAUCUCCAGUUGUUGCAUUCGGUCAUUUUAGUUACAGUCAUGUUCAACAUCAAACGUUGAAAUUCUUUUGACACUCUAACGGUUAUUUAUUUAACAUCUGUGUUGUGUUUGUCCUGCAUGCACGCUUUCUUAGCCGUCAUAGGAGUGAAGACUUUUCCAAGGCAAGAACUCGGGCACUCUUGAGAGGGACGGUCUUUCAUCUUUGGACUCAUAAACCUGCUCUGCUGUUUGUGACAAUCAUCCCAUCUGCUGCGUACACACUGGGCACGUGGAGCGCUUCCAAAAGGCGCUGAAUGUGGGUUUCUGAACGCGCUUCUAGCAAACGGUGUUCACACAGGUCUGUUGAUACCCGAUACUAGCCCAAGUACCUACAGCUGGAAGAGGCUCGGUGCAAAUCUCGUGAAUCUUACUCCUGGGCGUAGUGGGAGGGGGGUCGACCUCCAAUUGUGGGUUUGAUUUCUGCCUUGCAAGGCAAGGUGUCGAAAUGUCCUUGGGCAGGACACUGAUCCCCACCUUGCCUCUCUGGUGGAAGGUUGGCGCCGGUCUUCAGCAGCGGAGCCGCCACCAGUGUGUGGAUGUGUGUGAAUGGGACUGUGACUGUAAAGCGCUUUGGGCCUUAGAAAGAACUUUGUGUGAUAGAACUCCAGCCGGGGACAAACCAGAAUUAUUCAUUUUUCCUUUGUAAUCAAUUUUUUUAUUGAUUGACACUUCCGUGUUUUGAAAAGAAUGUCACUACCAAAUUCCAGUCCCUGAUUGAUCAAAGCUCAACUGGUUUAACUUUUAUCGUGCGUGUAGUUGCAGCGUGUUUUGUACGUAUGGUCCAAAAACAGACUUAAAAGCUUGCCUAGCGGUGCGUGAGCGCGGAAGUUUUGAACACGGAAGGCAGAAACGUUCACAUGCGUGUUUAGAUAGACUUUUCAUUGAAAGUGGUCGCUCAAACGCACUGUUCCGAGCCCGGUGUGAACGUAGCGUAAGACUUUUUUUUUUUUUUUUUUUUAAGAUAGUGAGACAACCGCUGACGUUCUAAAAUCAUUUUCCAAACUUGUCAAACAUUCAAACUGUUUUUGCCGCCCUAAAAUCUACAGAACGGGGAUGAAAAGCCAUGUGGGAUGCUCACAGAAUAGCAGAUUAAUUGCAAUAAUAAUCCAUGGUGCCACACUAGAAACUAUUAUUUUUUGUUUUGUUAUUUUGCUUGUUUCAUAUGUGACUUGUGUAGAAAAUAACUCCUGUGCUAUAAGUUGUGUAAUUUCACCAUUGUGUCUUGUUUUACACUUUUUUGGUACUUUUUUUUGGUGUUCACUGCUUUGUCUUUUCCUUCAAAAGCCCUAUCCUUUUUUUCCGCAACCUUUUUUUUUUUGGUUUAAUUUAUCUUUUAAAAUCUGAAUUUCAUUGGCCAAAUAUGAAAUUGACCUUUAUAAACUUUCAUGUUGCCUGGAACAUUAUUGCUUGAGGAUGUUUUGACGUAAAAAUCAGUCAAACUGCAGUGAACUAUUCAGCAAAUAUGUUUGUUUUAUUUGACUGGGAAGGAGUUUGCAGAUAGUUUGUAUAUGCAAGGUGCAAUUAUUUUUAGUAGGGGAUACACUUUGGCAAAUUUCUCUAUUAUGAUAACAGAAAGUUUAGGAUGUUUGCACUUUAACCCCAGAAAUUAGGAGAGAUACUCAUGAGACCUAAAUAAAAAAGUCAUAAUUUCUGUCAGUAAGAGACUUUUUAGUAGUUAAAUAAAAUCAAAUAUUUGACCAGAAAGAAGCUCUGCGAAAUCUUUCAGAAAUGAGGAAAUAGCGAAAUCUUCUUGUGUAGGCUAACUGUAGAUUACAACAGAAUAUAUAAGUUAAUAUGCAUUACUUAAAAAAGGCCUGAGCUCAUAAGAAGAAUGAUGUAUUUUGUGCUCUUCUCCUAAUUUGCCUCAUUUCUUAACUUACCAAUCAUGAAAUAAUGACACGGACCUGCUUUAUCAUAUGUAUAGCUUCUAUUCUUUAUUGUACUCAUACAUUAUAUUGCUUAUUGUGCUAUGUUAUUAAGAAAUUGCUAAGUUGUAAGAAGCUACCAUUCAUUUCAAUUGUUCUUUUUUAAAAGAAAAAAACAAUUGAAGGCCUGAUUGAAACAAAUGAAUGCUAAUGUCGUUUUCUGUCUGAUGAAUAAACCCUCUUUAUAAAUCAC
Molecule: messenger RNA, 4767 nt
Organism: Oryzias latipes (Japanese medaka)
Lineage: Eukaryota; Metazoa; Chordata; Actinopteri; Beloniformes; Adrianichthyidae
Gene: pou6f1
Product: POU class 6 homeobox 1
Biological process (GO): regulation of transcription by RNA polymerase II
Molecular function (GO): DNA-binding transcription factor activity, RNA polymerase II-specific; RNA polymerase II cis-regulatory region sequence-specific DNA binding
Source: RefSeq, a predicted model, not a curated record